AUGCUUGCCGUUAUUGACCUGGCGCUGGUGCAGCAGCAACCGCUGCCACCACUGCCAGAAUAUGCAGCACGUGCAGCAGCCCCUAUGGACGUCGAUUCACAAGCAGAAUCAAAGAAAGCAUGCGCUCCAGCUGAGCCCAGGGAACUUCAACAACAACAGGUGGAAAUGCAAACAGAAGUUACGGGGCUCGAGCCACAGCAACAAGAAGUCCAGCAACAGGCUGAGCAUUCCAUGGCUUUGCAGAAUGAUGCCGAACCAGCUGAAGCCAAGGCGAACGAAGCAAACGACGGGCAGCAGGACCACCCGUCACUGGCGGGCACUGAUCAACAUUGUUCAGAAUCAGUAGAUUUGUUUGCACCUGCUGGGGAGGCAAUGCCGCCUGCUACGCACGACACAGGUUGUGCAGAUGCCACUCCAAAGGAAACAAAGCCUCGCGGAAGGGCUGUGCGCGGUGCGGCCAAACGCCGGCCUGUGAGCAGACGGAGGCGAGUUCUCGACGACUAA
Messenger RNA from Eimeria mitis, 504 nucleotides. RefSeq lists its product as uncharacterized. The transcript has a single exon. NCBI's taxonomy places the organism in Eukaryota, Apicomplexa, Conoidasida, Eucoccidiorida, Eimeriidae. The coding region runs from base 1 to 504 and encodes 167 amino acids. The record is from RefSeq and is a predicted model, not a curated record.